AACCACCCAUUUCAAUGUGUCACAACAUUUUUGGGACACCCUGUAUAUAGAAAUAAAUUAAAAUCGUUCGUGGUAAAUCGUCUCUUCUCAUUCGGUUACAGUAUUUGAUAUAUAGCCAACCCUAGUUUAAUACAAUUCUUUCAAAAAACAAAAACAAAAGAAAUAGAAUAUAAACAGAAAAACGUCAGGUUGAGUUAACACUUUCGCGCGUGUGCGUCCAACUGAAAAUAUAUAGUUGUUUUUAUUAUUUUUCAGUUUUCAGUUUUUUUUUGUUCGGCAAUCAUAUUAUAUAUAAAAUAAGUUACCACAAAUAUAUGUUUUUCAAAAUAAUCAUAUUAGAACAUUUGUAAGAAAUUUUUCAUUAAAAAAAAUAUCAUAAUUACAGCUGCCAGCGAAGUAGCUCCCUAGCUACUUAUUUUUGUCCGCAGCGAAAGUGUUAAUUAUUUGUGUUAUUUAUAUAUGUUCAAGAUCGAUGAUGCAGCGUACCGUAUUAAUUACGACAUUCGCUCCAAGUUGAAUCUGUUUAUGGUAUGAAAGCGAUCGGUUCUUAUUUGCCGAAUUACGACAUACACCAUUGUUUGCCUUGUUCGCUCGUUUAUGAUUGCAAGGCAUUUUAAAUUUGAUUUUGCCGCAUAAUUGUGGACGCGUCGCGACACACGCGCCAUCUGGAUCCUAUGGUAUCGCAUUUUUAAAAUACAUGCAGAAUUUUGUAUAAAUCUUGCAAAAGUUUGCGAGAUAUCCAUGAUCGAAGAUUUCAUUCGAUAUUUUACAGCCCCCGACACAAUGAAAUCUACUUUAAAUCUACUUUAAUAACGUUACGAUACUUUACUUCGUACUUAUUUCCUGAUUGUUCUCUUUUUUUAUGGACGGUUAGGGAUUCUUAGCGGAAGUAUUGUUAUCAUUGGUAGCUUCUCGUUAAAAACACUUUAUUUCACAACGAUUAACUAAUUAGGGUCUAUUUCGAAUAUGCACCAAUUCAUUGUACUAAAUAAAGUACUUCAUCUUUGCUUUUUAUCUUUGUCAAAUAUGCAAGUUUAAAAUUAAUCAUAUCUACAUACAUACGUAGUAUACACCAGUCACGCUUCCUUCUACAUGCUGCACAAAUCUUGGACGUGUAACAGUUAUUUUAAAUUGUACAAACCUGAACGUUCUUAAUUUUAUCGUAAUUAUACCUAAAUACUAAUAAAUAUACUCAGCAUUUUAUUGUACAAUUGUUAAGCACCGAUCGUUUUCGUUGUUUAUUAACGUUGUGUUUACCUAUUCAAACAUUUCAAUUUGAUCACAUUGGGCAACGUUAGGAAAGAACUGACACAGAAACGAUGAUUAAGGAACAAUUUUCUCCAGUCAGUAAAAUCUUGUCUCCAAAACCUGCACAAGGAAGAAAUUUGGUAGGUUCUGCUCGACAUAUACGAGAUUUGACUGCAGACAUUCAUGCAAAUAUACAACAAUGGAACACAGCUCAUUUACAAGGAUUAGUAUUACUAAAAGAAGUAACGUUGGAGAAACGAGAUAAAUCAUACUCUCAAACUCUUCAAGAAUUAUGCGACAAAUUGGAAAAUAUUUGCGACAGUCUGGAAACUGUUGUAAAGAAUCUUGCUGAAAUUAUGCAUCAAAUAAAAAUAACAAUAUCUUUAGAGAAAAAUACAGACAAACUAUUUACAACGUGGCCCACAGCAAAAUUUGGGGAAGUAGCAGAGUCCAUAUAUAAUGCGUAUUCUCAGGAAAUGGAAGUAAAGAAAAAAGUUGUCGAAGACAUAGCGCAUUAUUAUACAGUAUCUUUGCAAAUGUUGUUCCUUGCUACCUGGGUGCAUCAACCACUACUACCACCGAAUCUAACGACAGUUCUGGAGUCGUUAUUGAUAGAAACUGGACAUAGAUAGUUGUAGUUAUUAUUGGUACAUAUUUGGUAAGUAUUUUUCUAUUUUAAAAAUGAUUUAAUAUUUAUAAUAAUGUUUUUGUAUUAUGCAAUAACUUACAACUAUUGAAAUAAAACAAAGAUUAAUAGAA
Messenger RNA from Hylaeus volcanicus, 2007 nucleotides. Its product is annotated as cyclin-dependent kinase 2-interacting protein-like. Lineage: Eukaryota; Metazoa; Arthropoda; Insecta; Hymenoptera; Colletidae. The record is from RefSeq and is a predicted model, not a curated record. The coding region runs from base 1320 to 1880 and encodes 186 amino acids. The transcript has 4 exons.